Messenger RNA from Dimorphilus gyrociliatus, 15062 nucleotides. NCBI's taxonomy places the organism in Eukaryota, Metazoa, Annelida, Polychaeta, Dinophilidae. The record is from the annotation of a GenBank genome assembly.
ACACUCCGGUAUUCAAGGUAUUUAAAAGAGUCUUAACAUUGGUAGCGCUUGAUCGUAUAUAAGAAAAAAGGAAUUAAUAUAAAAAGCUCACCACUUUCCACGCCCUUCUUGACAUAGCGUCAUAAGAAUUUAAGAAAAAUAAAUAAUUACAAAACUGGAUUAACGGAAAAAAUAGGAAUAAAAUGAUUUUAAAGGCUCAAUGGAUAUUCUUAAUCUUCUAUUAUUUACAGUGGAAUAGUGUUGUUGAUGGUGUUUUAACAGAUUGUAAUAAUUGUACAUCAUCAAAUUUACAAGAAUGCAAAACGGUUACUGGUGGUUUUAAGUGUGUUUGUAAAUCUGGUUUUUAUGGAGCCUAUUGUUCGUUAAAACCAUUGACUAUUAGUGGCUGUGGAACGGACUCUUGUAAUAACUGCGUCGAUUCUGAGGUUGAAAGUGCUUGUCCAUCAACAACCUCAAUUUAUCAGUCCACUCCAACGACUUUGGAAAUGACCACUACGGCUGUAGCGGAUUCUGUUCAAGUUAUUAUUGAUAUGUUAGCAGCAAAGAAACAAGAAUUGUCUCCAGCAGCCUACCAACAAUUGGAAAAUCAGAUCUUGCAGCUUAUCCUUAAUUCCAAUAAAAGAAGAAAGAGGAGAGCUAUUAACGAUUUGGAAGGAAAGUUUAGCGUUUCAAUUACAAAUAUUGAACAAGUGAUGAACACUCAAGGGGAAUUUGUUUAUCGAGUGAUACUCGAUUUUUCAUCAAACGAUACAAGCGUGACAAAAGCAACCUUAGAAAGAGAAAUAACAACCGACAGAGUUAUAGCAGCUGCUAAGAAGACAUUUAAUAAUACUGAAAUAUCUGCUAAGCAAAAUGAUUCUAGGACUCUUGCCAAUAGUUAUAGUCUAUUUGUAAGAGGUUUCGUUCUAGAUAAGCGCGUUUUUAAACAUUACGAACACGUUAUAAAAGGAGCAUUUUUCAACUCUCAACCAUCUUUAAAGACUAGAGCAAACUUUAAAGUUGAAGUUUUAAGAGGAGAAGAAUAUUUUGGUUCUAAAGGCGAAUCUAUAACAAAGUUAUACUACUUUGCUACUUACGAGGAAAAUGGUCAAACUGUUGAAGUAUCCCCAUUGGAAAUAGAAAAACCCAACGACGAUCACAUACAAAACGAAGUAAAACAGAAACCAGAGUUAAAAGAAGAACCUUUGGAGUUUGCUGAUCCAUCUAAAUUACGAGAGAUAGAUUCAUUUUUUCUAUUAGUAAACGGAAUCGUCUACGAUGUUGAUGAAGCCAAAUUCGCCAAUGCUAUUCAUAUAGCAUAUCGAACUACUCUUACUACAGUAAAUUUUAACGAUAUUAAAGUUAUAAUAAGCAGUAGGAAGACAGUAAUAUACGAAGGGAAAGAAUGUACAAAACUCAUAUACUUUCUUGAGAAUACAAAGACUUCUGAAAUUUUGUCUGCAACAAUCUAUCAGACAGUUAUCGAAUCCGAUGUUAAAAUCUCCUUCACAAAUAUAUUUAAUGAAAAUUACGAAUUAAUUAAAGAUGUAAGGAUAGAGAGAACAACUAAAACUCAAAUUAUCAGCGAACAAGAGGAAACCAGUUCAACUUUACUCAGUCUAGAUAAGUCCUUUGUUUUCUUCUCCGAAAUUGGUGUUGCAAGUGAUUUAUUACUUAAAAUUCAAACAUCCUUGGAAGCCGUUGUAAGAAAAAAUUUCGAGCUUAAUACUCUUGAUGUUGACAUUGUAUCGACUAAGAGAUUUGCUAUUCCGGAUAGAGAUAAUCUUAUAACGCAAAUAUCAUUUUUCAUAAAAAAUGGAACUAAAGUUUUGGACGCCCGUAGAUUCGAUUCUGUUAAAGCUUCUGUUGAUGAAAUUGCUACCAGUGUAACGCCUAACAUUAACAUAAUUAAAAUAGAGCCAAGACGCUUAGAAAAAACUGCAGUUUCCAUUAAAUCUUGCUUUAAGCAACUAAUUAAAGGAAUAGUUGUUAUACAAGAUAGUAAAAAAUUUGAAGAAGCAUUCAAGACAAGUAUAUUACAAGCGAAUUCAGAACUCGUUAAAGAUGAAACCCAUAUUAGGCUUGUAUCUAUUCAGGAAACACUAUCAGAAAAGGGUGAAAAAUUCUCUCAACUUUUUUUCUCUGCCGAAGAGGAACGUGUUCAAAUAGACGCCAGUUUUAGAACCAAAUCAGAAGUUUCAGCUUUAUCUUUUAAAAGUCAUGUAACAUUCAAGAGAAGGGAUAAGACUAGUUACGAAGUUAGUACUGAAGUCAACCUUAAAACAAGUAUCUACGAAGAUUUAAGAUUUUUCACAUCGGAAACAAGAAUAGUAGAGUCUGAUUAUACAAAAAUUGAAGAGAUCUAUAAAACCGAAAUAGAAAGUCAAUUUACCCAUUAUAAAUCCAUUGUAGUAAAUAUAGUCAAUCAAGAAACAGUCAUUUUAAAGAGCAAGAAGAGAGUUACGAGAGUGGCGCUUUUUAUACAAGAUACUAUCACUAAAGAGAUAAUUGAAUCCUAUAAGAUCGCCAGUAUCAAAUUCGAAAGUAUUAAGACAAAGAUUGGUUCUAUUACUAGUAAUAUUGUAAAGAAAUAUUCCGUAAGCCAAUUGGAGAGCGAAGAGAAGAGAGAGGAGACGCUUUUUGGUUUCUUUUUAUCUACAAGCGUAUCUAAAAAUACCAGUUUAGAAGAAACAAUAGCAACAUCAAUAAAGAAUGACGUAACUCUAGAUAUUAAAAAAGCGAAUGUAACUGUUAAAAUCAUAUCAAUAAAUGAAAGGAUUAACUCGAAAAGUGAGCAAAUGGUUACUCAUGUCCAAUACGAAGUUAUGAUAAAUACGAGAAAAAUAUCUAAAAAGACAAGUUUACAAGUCUCAACUACAGAAAUAACAAAAGAAAUAUCAAAAUUAACAACAUCAACUGGAAUAAGCUAUUCAGUCAUUAAAGUAGACGAAAAAUUCGUGUUUAAGAUGGAAGAAACGCAUAGUUUCAUUGUUAAAAAUGUUAUAAGAAAAGAGAUUUUCCAACAGCUCCAACAAAGUUUAGUAAAAACUGUUCUAAAGAAAGUACAAAAUGUACAAACAUCUGACAUCAGCGUAAAAAUAAUCAAUAGAUUAGAAGUAUUUUCAACAGAGAUUUCUCAGAAAAUUACAAGAGUUGACUUUUCAAUUUCAAUUAAAAAUCAACUUAUCAGCAUAAAUGAAAUAACCAAAGUUAGUUCAACAGAGAUAAUUCAAGAUUUAUCUGUCGAAUUAUCAAAGAAAAUAUCAAUUGUUCAAAAUAUUAAUAUUGAGGAAACUGUUUCCGUUUCUAAAACUUUUGCUAUAACUUUCAAAGAAAAGAUUUCUAAGACUGAAUUUUCAAAGAUUAACGAAGUUAUUAAAGAAAGUUUAGAAGCUGCUAGUAUUACUGAUGUUUCAUCUAGUGUUGUAACAGUUGAAGAAGUUUUCCAGUUGGAAACCAAAACAGUUUUGCAUUCCGUAAGAGUUAUUGCUAAAUCGAAGACGGAAGUGUUGAAUGCUAAAGUUGAAACACUGGGCGAUUUUGUCAGUGUUAAAAAGAGGAUCGAAGAGAAGAAUAUCUUGACAAUAAACAGUAAGAAAGUAUCGAUUGUUGCAAUUAGUCUAGAAACAGUCGUACGAAAGUCUGAAACUCAUAGGUUAACUUUAACGUCUGAAUUCUCAAGAUUAGAUAUAACAAAGGUUCAAAAAACCAUCCUUAGCUUAAUACAGGAAACUGAUAAAAGUAUAACUUCAGUUACUAUUGUUGGGAUAACAAAGAGCUUUACCCUUGAAAAAAUAUCUCGCGAAUUUUCUAACAUAUUCUUAAAAGUUGUAAAUGAUGUUCAAAAGACUAUCGUAACUGAUUUCCAACAAAUCAAUAUUGUAAAAUUAAGUCAAAAACUUCUACAAGAAACAACAAGAAUAAAAUUGGAAUUUAUAUCUGAAAGUAAUAUUCAAUCAACGACUAUUGUUGAAAAAUCUCAAAUGUUUAGCCUAACGUUGAAGAAAGCAAUAAUUUCUACGGAUAUUUCUAAAAUAGAGAGUGCUUUUAAGGCGGAAUACGAAAAAACUUUAUCAAAGACAAACCUAAACGUCAAAAUUGUUAAACAAAUUGAAAAGAUAACCGAGAGUGGAGAAACAAUAUGGGAAAUACUUCAUGUAGUUAGUGAGGAGAGUGCUGUAACUGGAGAAAUAGUUAUCAUUGAUAAAAAAGUUACCAAAGCAAUAUCGAUAACAAAUAUUAAGAAAAUAUUAAGCUCGAUAAUUAGAUCGGAUUCUACGAAGACUUAUGAAUCAUUAGUUGAAACAUCUGUUUCAAAAGUAGCACUGAGCGUCGCAAUUAAAGAAACAUUUAAAACUAUAAUCGAUAAGAGAAUCGAUAUUACAAAUAUCGAAACCAGGACAAAAUUUGAGCAAGUUUUGUUAAAAUCCUUUAAAGAAACGGUAUCAAUAGUUUCAACUCAAACUACUAAACUUAUCCUAAAAUCUAUUGACGUAACCAAAAUAUCAACGGAAACUUUAAUAAAGAAUUUACAAAUUGAGAAUAUUGUUACAGCAAAAAAAGAGAAGAUUUCUAUUCAAAGCUUUGAAGAUUUAUCUAUAAUUAGAAAAUCAGAGACUUUAAGCGUCUUUGUUAAAAAAGCAUUUUCCAAAUCUGAUAUUGAAAUAUUUCAAAAAUCCAUUAGUAAAACUUGGGAGAAAAUUAAUAUUUUUACAAUUGUUAAGAUUAUUUCUACCUGGAGUUAUGUAAGCGUCACCGGAGAAACGCUUACAGAAGUGAUUUAUAGUACUCAUAAUUUGUCAACCAAUUCAACAUCUCUAAGUGUAAUUUCCGCUCAAACAAUGACGUCGAUUAAUAUCGAAACACUAGAGACUGUAAUAAAGACGGAAAAAACAAGAUUACAGUACGAGUUUAUCAGUAAAGAGAUACUCGAGAAAACUGAAACCUACCUAGAAAGUAAUAUCUUCGAAUUUACACUCUCAACAGCCUUGAAAGAGGAAGACAUAUUGACAUUCGAGGAAACUGUUGGAAUAACUCUACAAGAAAAACUAGAAGGUUGUAGAUAUUCUCAUUUUAACCUUUCAUUAUUUAUAGGAAACUUGCAAAUUUCUUCCAUAGUUAAAGAGGAAUUGGUUGCAAAAUUUAUUAGAAGCGUCGAAAAGACUUCUAUAACAACAACUAAUCAAUAUUCUCUUGGGCUAUCCGUAUUUGUGCUUCAAGUUAGCCUUCAGACAAAAACUGGUAUUGUUAUAGAUUCUCGAGUUGUUCGAAAUUUGCUAAAUGAAGAAGUAAAAGAAGCUAUAAAUCUAAGUGAAACUGGAACAAAUGUUACUUACAGUGAAAGAUUAGUUGAAAUUAAAGAAAAGACGAAAUUAAUAUCAAGAAACCAUCUCUUCGGUAUAACUUUCCAACAAAAAGUGUCCGAUACUCAAACCGAAAGAACCAAACUCGAGCAAGUUUUCAAAGAAACCUUAUCAAGACAAAAUACAGAAUAUACGGAGAUAAGCGUAAAAUUUGCCUAUGUCGAAGAAGUAUUCAUUUCGUUUGCAAGAUCCGUUUUUAUCGUUCAUUUUACUGUUGAAACUAAAUCCGAAAUACUUAGAGUAUACGACCUUAAGGAGAUUUCAAUAACCAUUGUUAAACAGAUAAUUAAAGAGAAGAAGAUUACAUCUAUUAAAGAGGAAGAAUACUCAAUUGUUGAUAUCAGUAAGGAGAAGAUUAUACGCAGAGUGGAAACAUUCUCCUUAACGUUACGUAAUCAAUUUUCUAUUGCUGACAAACAGAAGAUAGUUGAGAUCCUUAAAAAAACUACACGAGCAACUUCCAUUGAACUAAUCAGUAUUGAAGAAAAAAUUACUAUUACGGGAUUAACGGUUACCAGUGUUUUAUUUAUACAAAAAUCUCAAAAUGGAUUAAUAAUUAAUCCAAAUUAUGUUGUUAAAACUUCCAUUGAAGAAUUUAAGAAGGAACUAGUAAAAACAACUUUUACUUCCGGCUUGAUUUAUACAGUUUUUGAGGAGACAACUAAAACGUUUUCGGAGAAGGAGACGUUUUCAUUUGCUCUAAAAAUUGGAGUUAGAGAGGUGGAUUACACUCUAAUUGAGAAUAAAAUUAGUACUUUCAUUAAAACUGUUAUUAGUGUUACAACUUCUAUUCAAGUAAAGAUACUACAAUGCGUUGAAUCGGUAACGGAAACUGGAGAAGUUGUCUACAAAACUGAUUACGUUGUCAUGACAUCUGGCAUAACAAUCGAUUCAAGAACAAUUAGAGAAUUUAAAACAACUGAAAUACAAACUUUCUUACAAGUGAACAUUUACGAGACGAAGGAAACAUAUUGGGAAAAAUUUGUCUCAAUUCAGAAGACAAGCAUAAUUAAACGAAUGAAUUUGCAAACUUUAACAGUUUCAAGUCAAUUAACUCAAGUAACCAUAAAGAAAAUAACUGAUAUCCUACUUUUACAAUAUCAAAAAGUAUUCAAUUUCAUAAGCGUUACUUUCAUUAAGCUAGAAUCUUGUUUCAUUGAAAAUGGCGAGGAGGCAUUUAUAAUCGUUUAUAAAGUUGAAAAUAAUUCAACGAUUAUUAGGAAGAUCGAUAACAUUCAAGUUACAUUUGAGAAGAUAAAGGUACAGAUUGAAAUGGAAGAUAUAAAAACAAUCAAGAAUACGUCAUUAACUCUUAUCGACGAAACCAAAAUGAAAAUUACAAGAAGAUUAGAAACGAGUUAUAUUAAGAUAAAGGAAAAAGUAUCAAGAGAAGAUUAUUCAAAAUUUGAAUUAAUAAUAAAAAAUUCAUUAAAGAUAACUGAAUCUACAACCGUAGUUGUUAAAGUUCUCAGAACUGAAGAGAGGAUAACUAUAACUGGCGAAACCGUAAUUUUGUUGAUCUAUUCCGUGAAAAGAAAGAGUUUAUUAGUACACUCUCAACUGAUAUCUAUUGAACAGACUAGUCUUAUUCAAAAGAGAAUUAGCGAAACUGUAUUCAUUUCUAAAAGAAUCUAUACAGUCUCUCAAGUAAAACUUGAAGAAAGUAUAAAUAUUAAAGAGCUCUUUAGUUUAACAUGCAAAAUGUUCAUUAAACAUGAACAUAGAUUAAUCAUUGAGGAGAAUAUUGCCAAGGAAUACAAAGAAGAAUAUAAAUUGGAUGUUUCAGUUAAAAUUCUUGUGAAGAUAGUAAAGAUUAUUGAAGAAUUUACUGAAACAGGGGAAAUUAUCUACAAAACCUUAUACAACAUUGUUAUCGGUAAUAAGAGAAUUAAUUCGAGAUUAAUUAAAAAUGUUAGCGUUACGAGAAUUAAGAAGAUUUUUGAGCUAUCUACUCAAACUAGUCUCUACUCGUCAUUCGUCGUUGAUAUUACAAAGACUACCAAGAUUUUUAGAAGGAGUGAAUUACAUCAAUUUUCGUCAAUUCAAUCGAUUGAAGAUAAAACUGCUAUUACUAGUUUAAUUAAGGAAAGUUUAAAGAUUUUAAAUUAUCUAGACGUUCAAAUAAAGAUAAUCAAGUUUGAAGAGAAUAUCUUUGAAGGGAGGAGCGUUUUUACUUGCUACUAUUCAGUCGUUCGGAAGAAUGUCUAUAUAAGAAAUAUAGAUAUUAGACGUAUCACUAAAGAGACUUUAACACAAGUUUCGAUUAACUUGAAUAUACUUAGUGUUAAAAAGGAAAAGAUUACUUUUGUACAAACUGAGAAGAUCAUAAGAAGAAUAGAGACCUUAUCGAUUUCCAUCAGAAAUACAGUUAGUAUAGCCGACUUUGAAAAAAUACAAAGAGUUAUUAAAAAGAGUUUAGAAGAGAGAAAUGCUAUAAAUGUUAAUAUAAAAAUCAUUGGUAUCGAAGAAUACAUCACAGAAACUAGCGAAACCGUGACAAAGUUAAUUUAUACGGCAACUACGCUUACAUCUACUACGAGGAUAAACUUGCAAAGUCUUGUUGAAUUUUCAUCGUCAAUCUUUGAAAAGUAUCUUAAACUUGAACUGUUUUUGAACAAUAGAAUUUAUCAAUUGGAAAAAUCAAGUAUAAAACUUAUAAGAAUUGAUAAAACUUUCUCAUUUACAUUGAAGGAAAGUAUAAAACUUGAAGAUUAUGUAAAGAUUGAAACAAAAUUGGCAAUAGAAUAUUCAAAAAUCUUAAAACUACAAGUUAAAGUAAAGAUCUUAAGACAAAUUGAAGAAUUUAGCGAAAAUGGCGUAGUUUUUAAAAGAAUUAUAUUUAAAAUAGAAAGUUUAGAUAAAAAGUUGAUUGAUAAACGAAAAACUGUUGAAAUAUCAAAUGAAAUACUUCAAAAAUCAAUCUUGAAUAUUAAAAUUGCUGGUUCAAUAACGAAAACAUAUUCAGAGACUUUAAUUACAAAUAUUAAAACCUCUAUUAGAACGGAAAAUACUCAUAAUUUCUUAAUAGAUAAAACAGUUUCUUUUGAAAGUGAAAUAAUAAAGAAACAAUGGGAGAGUGUUAUUCUUUCUAGUUGGAAGAAAGUUCAUUCCGAUACAACGGAUAUAGAAUUAAAGAUAUUGGGAACUGAAAUAAUCUAUAAACAAGGAAAAGAGUUUACUCAAAUUAUUUAUAAAGUUUUUAAUAAGAAAACUCAAACUGUUUUACGAGAGAUCGAUGUUAAGAAAAUUGACUCUAAAGUGAUACAACAAAAUAUUGACGAUGUCAAGCUGACAACUAUUAAUAACGAAAAAAUAACUGUGUUUGCCUCAUCCGAACUUGAUAUCAGGGAAAAGACUACUUUCAAAUUAACUUUGAAAACUCAAAUACAAGAAUCAGAUAAACAAAAAUUCGUUCAAGCAAUAAAAGAAGCUGUUAUCAGCAGUAAUAAAUUAGUUUUAUCUGAAAAUACUACGUCUGCUAUCUUUGAUAUAUCUAAGGAAGAAAUUACAAAAUCAGGAAAAAUUGUUGCAACUGUUUCAAUAACGGUAAAAAGAGAUUCAAAAAUAUUCUCUUCUCAGGAAGCGGCUUUUAAUAUUUCUACAGUUGAAGAACUUUUAUCAAAUAUAACAGUAACUGGUACCGACGAAAAGUUUAGCGACGUUUUAUUAAGUGCCAAAGUAGCUAUUGAACACCAAAAUAUAAUAAAUAAAAAAGAGAAUAUUGAAAUGGACAAACUACUUUCACUAACUGUAGACAAAACUCUUAAGAUAAACGAAGAAAACAAAUUAGCCGAAAUUGUUAAGAAACUUAUUGUUAAAGAGAAUACUAAUAUUGCAGAAGCAAAUUUAACUGUUGAGGUUGUCAGACAAGAAAAAGUUAUUGAUAAAGCAACUAAGGAGACUAAGGUCAAAGUUAAAUUGGCAAUAAGAGUUAAUGGGAAAAUAAAGGAUGCUAGAUUACUAAAGAUAUCCAAAGAAAAGAUACAAGAAGAAAUCAAUAAGGAAAAUUUGAAUAUUAACAUUAAAUCUAUUGACAAAGAGAUAAGACUGGAAAAAUGUAUGAAGUUAUUAAUAAAAAAUGUACCACUCGCAAACGAAGAUGUUGAUAAAGCAAUUAAAACUCUACAAGAUAGUCUUAGAGAGUCUGACGCAAAAUAUAAAGAUGGUAUCGUCACACUCUGCACAACUCGUCAAAUAAUAAAUGAAAAAUCGGAAACAUUAACGGAAAUACUUUACGAAGUUUCCAUAAAUAAUAAAACUAUUGUGCAAUCUGUUGAUAAAAAAACAAUUAUUAAGAAUUUCAAAGAGAAGAAAACAAUUAAGAAAGAAGAAUUUAAAUUGGUUAUCCAAAAUGAAAAGACUGAGAUUAUCGAUUUUGAAAGUACAUUCAAACUUUAUUCAUUAAACAUCUUUUCGAGGGCUAGUUAUACUCAAAUCAUAGCUUCUAUCAAUCAAGUAUGGAAGACAAAACUUCAAUCUGUUAUGACGACAGACGUUGAUUUUGAUAUCAAAAUUACAUCGUUUAAUGAGGUAUUUGAAAGGAAAGUGAGUGGACCAUUUAAAAUUAUCUACGAAUAUACAUAUACUUUGAGUAAAAAGACAACGAAAGAGUUAAUUUCUGCUCUAAGACUUGAAAAAUUGACAUCUAAUGAGUUGGAUGAAAUAUUUACAUCCAUCGAUAUAUCAUUCAAAUUUACCGGAAACGUUGAGAAUCUUGUUUCAAAGAUGAACCUAUUCAAGUUAACUGUUAAACAAUACGUUCUUGAAAGUCAAUAUACAAUUCUACAAAAUAAACUCGAAGAAUUUUGGUCCGAAGAUUCAAGUUUUAAUAGUAAAGUGGCAACAUUAAGAAUCGUCCAACAGCAAUACUUCUUAACUUCUGAAAGGGAAACUGUUAGCGUUCUGUUUAUACUAGCCACAGAUAAUUCAAACGCUAUUAUAAAAUCUAAAGAUUUCCCGAAUUUCAAUAUUCAAGCUUUAACUAUUAAAUUUGAAUCGUUAACUAUAAGAUCAUCGAAAGGAACUAAAUAUCUUCUUAUGGAAACUGACCAAUCAAAAUUAAUUGAAAGGACAAAAGUCUAUAAAUUCUUACUAAAGAAAUCAAUUAAAAUUGAAUUUGUAUCUUCAUUAACAACUGAAAUAAGAAAAGUAUUUGUACAAAUGAAGAAAGGUAUUGUUAGAGAAGAAGAUAUAAAAAUUGAAUUGCUGCAACAAGAGGAAUACAUUUCUGUCAGCGACAAAACUACCGCUCUUGCUUCCAAUUUCCUCGUACUUAUAGCAGACAGCGUCCUAGAUUCGAGACUUGAUCUUAUUACAGACUCAGAUUUGGAAGAUAUCCUAACAUCCAUAUCGGAUUAUAAAGAUUCAUUAGUGAGAAAGAUUGAAGAAGGAAACUAUAUACGUUUCGAUAGUUUAUUCACUAUUCUUACUGAAGUUAGAGUAGAACAAACAACCGAAAUUACGAAUGAAAUCAAAAAACAUUGGCAAACCAACUUACAAACCUAUACAGUUGAUAAACUGGAAAUAAUAACGCAAGAGGAGGUAAUACUAGAAAAGAGUUCUACUUUCGCUUUUGGCGUCUUUUAUCUAGUAAAAACUGAUAAAGAAACUCUAGACGCCAAUAAAAUUGACGUUAAAUACACGAAAUUACAAGAAAUGAUUAGCAAAGCUGAAAUAAUUUAUCAAGGAACAACUUACAAAUAUAAAAUAGUUGAGAUGGAAUUAUUCACAAGAACAACAGUGACAAAGACUAUUCUUAUUGAACGAGAAGAGAUUGAUAAGGAUAGCUACGAAGUAAUUGAAAAAUCUUUGGAAGAAUCCUACAAAAUAUCUAACAACUUUUUCGUAGAUAAAUCCAUAGAGAUUAUCGUUAAAGAUGAAUAUAUUAGUCUACAAGGAAUUUCGGUUAUAAAACUCUUUUAUAAAGUUUUACAAGAGAAUAAAGUAUCAAUCCUAGCCGAAUCAUUUAAUGAAAUAUCACAUUCCGAUAUACAACAACAACUAAAGGAGUUUAAAGUCUUUACGUCAAAUGACAAACUAUUUAGAUAUAAGAAAAAGUUCUCGUUUGUACUUGAAAGAUUCGUAUUGAAAGAUAACGUUGGUACCAUUCAAUUGAAUUUGAAUAAAGCUUGGGAGGCUAGAUUACAAACGAAUACUAUCUAUUUCGUCAAACAAGAAGAAGUUCUUAACGAUAACGGAAAGAUAUUUUAUCAAUCGUCCUAUUUCGUUGAAAAUACAGCAACAAAUACAGUGCUAGAUUCGAUUGUUUGGGGUGAAUUGGAAGAAAAUAUCAUAGAAGAAGCAUUAGACGUUCAAGUUCAGAAUUUACAAGAUAAAUAUAAAGAUUUUCUAGUAAUUACUUCAAAUGCUACUGAAUUAAUAAGAUGGAAAGACGCUUUUUCAAUUAUGACUAUUGUAAAAAUAUCUAAACAAUACCAUGACGAUAUUAAGAGAGCUUUAACAAAUAUGUGGAGGAAUAUAAGGAAGUUAUCAGUGGAUAUUCAUAUUUUCCCCAAUAGCGAAAAAUACGUUCAAGAAUCUGGGAAUAUUAUUCAUAAACUCUUUUAUAAAGUUAAAGAGAGUUCAAAAUUAUUGAAAGCCAGUAACCUUGGUAAUUUUGAAGAUGGUGAAAAUCAGGAAAAUUUCAAAAAUGUCAUAGUUACAAAUAAUCAGCAAUUAUCGUCAUUGCUGUUCAAGUCAACCAGUGGAGAGUUGUAUAGAAUAAAGAGUACUUUUAAUUUCCAAUUAUCGCGAUCUAUAUUAAAAACUGAUGAAGUUAACAUUAACACUCAGUUGCAAACUAUAUGGAAAGCUUCUAAUUCCGAAGUUUCAACUGUAACGAUUUUGGCCAGAGAAGAAUUUAUCAUCAAAUCUAAUCUGGAAUCUCUAUAUAAAAUAUAUUAUCUCGUUAAAACUGAUAAUAAAAUUUUAGACGCCGUUUUUAACAGUGAUAUAGAAUCUCAAAAGAUUAGAGACGCUCUUGAUGCAGUAACAAUUGGUCAAAGCUCUAAUAAGUACUCGGAAUUUUUCCAAACAUAUUUGGCAUCUGAAUUAAUACCUUUCGACGAUUUAAUGUCGUUAGCUCUUCGUCAAACUGUCAUUAAGACUGAUUAUAUUAUAUUGGAAGAGAAGUUGAAAGAAGCUUGGGUAAAGAAGACAUCACUUUCGGAUGUUGAAAUAAAAAUUGUAGGUCAAGAACGCUAUACAUUAGACAAAUUAUUUGUCUCCAAAAUUCUAUAUACUUUUACCCGAAACCAAGUUAUCUAUACACCAAUCGAUUUAGAGAUGUUAACAAAAGUUGAAUUAUCAGCUAUCGAGGAAAUUGAUAGUGCCAACGGAGAAAAGUAUUCUAUUAUCGAUUCGUCAGAGAAUUUAAUUAGAUUCAAGAAAGCCCAAUUCAUUUACCUUGAUAAUUAUAUUAAAUUAAAUCAAAUGGAUAAAAUCAUAGAUAUUAUCUCAAACGUAAUUCAAGAUAAUACAAUCGAAAUUCAGUUGGGUCCUUCGGAAGAAUUUAUCCAUCCUACAAAGAAAGUUAUUAUUCGAUUGUCCUACUUUUCAUUUAUAAGUAACCUUGUUAUUGAUGGGCGUUUAAGACCUGCUCUAUCUACUCAAAGACUACAAACCGAACUCGAUUCUCUUAAAUUAAAGAUUGUUGUUGAUACAACAAAUUAUAUUAACGAAGUACAAACAGCUACUUUAAUGGUUAUUGGAAUACCUAGUAGGACGGAUAAUAAAAUCAUUGCAGGUUUGCAAGCAGUUGCGUCCGGUCUGCUACCAGGAUCAACUGCCGAAAUUAUAAAUUAUCAACCAUAUAUUAGUCAAACUGGAUUAGAAUUGACUGGAAUUUUUUAUAAAAUUACCUUAAAUGGUGAAAUACAAAAUCCUAAAUUGUUGAAAAUUCCUGAAAUAUCUUCAGACGACGUCUAUAAGGGAAAAGAUGUUCUUAAACUGAAUAAAUUAUAUAAGUUAUCCCUUACGGGUCUAAUUUUAAAUGGUGAUACUCAACAAAUGAUAAAGCAAGUAACAUUUGUAGGAUCUUGGACUGAAUAUUUACAAAAGAAUAGACUGGAUUUACAAAUAUCAUUCUACAAAGCCGAUGUUAAUUUUGGUCUUUUUGGAGAAAUCGUUACGAAUGUAUUAUAUUCAGUUGAAUCGAAUGGUUUUAUUUAUCAUCCCGCUAUUCAAGAUCCUGUUCCAAAAUCUACCAGUUUCCGUCAGGCAAUAAAAUCAAUUGUACCAGAAACGAGCUUGUUCGAUGAGAGUCGAACGCUAAUAAGACGUGAUAGAACAUUUAGCCUUACUUUUGAAAGGACUUUAACAAGUGACGAUAUCGAAAAGAUUACUAAUGAAUUACAAGCGAAAUGGACGACAAUUGAAGCCUUGGAUGAAUCGCCAAAGAUUAUUGGAAUUUCGGACAGAACUGAUGAAACUAUGGGCAAAUCUAUUGUUCAAGUUUAUUACAUUGUUAAGAAGAAUGGUAUUAACAUUGAAGUUACUGAUGUAGACGGUCCAACCGAUUUACCAUCGUUUCCCGCGUUCGACCAACCAACUGUACCAGUUGAAUCGUUAUAUAUUUCGGGUAGAGUUAACGAUUCAUCUACUAAUAAUAUUCAAACUGUAUUGGAAACAACAUGGCGAAGAGCGACAAAUGUUAACGAUUUGAAAGUUAAAUUAACUUCUGUAAAUUCAAAAUUUACCUCUGUGGAAUGGAAAAAAGUAACGCUAGUUAAAUAUGCGGUUGAAUCUGAACAAAAAGGAACGCCUGGUAGAGAUUCAAUAGAAGGAGGAUUAGGUACUUUUGGUUUAAGAUUAUGUAAUUGCGUUGCCCAAAAGGAGAGAAAAUUGGUUUUAAAAGCUGAGAGAGCAGACGUGGUGGAAAGUGUCGUAUCAGAAUCUAUACAGGCUGCUUGGGAAAAUAAGAAUUCAGAGGUUAACGGUACUUUCGAAGCCAAAAUUAAGAUAGACCAGAGUAGGAAAAAAAGAGCUGCUACUGGUGGCAGUGGCUUGACAGUUGAUAAUGGCACUGCAAUAACUCCGAUAUCUGAUCAAGUCACUUUAGAUAGUAUGCCUCCUCAUCCUCUACUUAUUAAAGAGCCUACACCUCAAGAGAUUGACGAUGAGCUAAAGAAACGAUCCAAUAAUGUUGAAGUUUGCCACGGAGUUUGUAAACCAAAGAUAUGCAGAUUUAUGAACGUUAAGAAAACGGAAUCUAAUAAUAUUGAAGAUGUUAAAUUAGCUAUUCAAGAAGCUUACGUUGAGGCUAAUCCUGGAAUGGAAAAAUCAGAUUUUGAGGUAGAAAUAACACAAGUUCAAGAAUUGCUGGAUAGCAACGGAUUAAGCUAUUCUAAAGUUAAUUAUUGCGUAUCGACAAAAGAUGGAUCAAUUCCGCAAGAACCAACAGACGAGCAGUUAAAUAGGGCUCUUAAAAAAUAUGGCUUUGAACUGUUCGAUGCAGAAGUUACAACCGAGAAACCUGGUGAUGUAGUUGAAGAGGGAGACCUAAAAUGGAUUAUCACGGCUGGAGUACUUUGCGGUUUAUUCGCCUUAAUCUUCUUAAUUUUGGCUAUUGUCAAAAUUUGGAUGAGAUCGAAACGUCUCCAAAGACAAAAAUCAAGAGAACAAGAUCGGGAAUAUUUACACGAUGAAGAAUUCUAUCCAAAAUCUAGAAAUGGUACUUUCGCAACUUAUAAUACUCUUCAUUCAACAGCUAACUCCUCUUAA